Molecule: messenger RNA, 4243 nt
Organism: Sinocyclocheilus rhinocerous
Lineage: Eukaryota; Metazoa; Chordata; Actinopteri; Cypriniformes; Cyprinidae
Product: semaphorin-5B-like
Exons: 21
Coding region: 218-3490 (1090 amino acids)
Biological process (GO): positive regulation of cell migration; neural crest cell migration; axon guidance
Cellular component (GO): plasma membrane
Molecular function (GO): chemorepellent activity; semaphorin receptor binding
Source: RefSeq, a predicted model, not a curated record
GCUGUCGGCGAGAGCUCAGAUGCCUUCACAGAGCUCAGCAGAGUCUUCUGAACACCCCAUACCCCGAAAUUACUGCUGGAUCCACCUGACUGGAGAGGAUUGCAUUAAACAGAUCUGAAGUCUAUCGGAUGCGCUCCUCUGGAAUGAGCCCUUGCUGACACCUUCCUCCUGGACUCUCUCACCGUUUACAAGUACAGGAGUGGUUGUUGCAGUAACCAUGACAGCAUUGCCGUUCCGGGUCGGACCGCUGCUCUUCUCUGGACUUGUCAUCUUCCGCCUCCUCUCUCUGCCUCUCGUCACGUCACAGACGCCAUCACUCCCAGCGACCUCUGACCCGGAGUCUGCGCCCUCUCUGCCUGGAGAGUGCCUGAGAAAAAUGCACCCCGUUACCUCCUACACAGCCGAGCUGCUCCUGAAAUGCCUGAUAAUUUCAUCAUUAGUCACUGUUUUCUUUUUGCCGCCAAAACGUUUUCAGUUCCGGUUGAGUUUGAGCAACGUCUCUCUCCUGCAGGCCACAGAAUGGGGAGUAGACGAGAGCACCAGGAGGUCCUGCCAGAGCAAAGGAAAGACAGAGGAUGAGUGUCAGAACUAUGUCCGUGUCCUCCUGUUGAACGGCAGUCGUCUGUUCACCUGCGGCACUAAUGCUUUCAUGCCCAUGUGUACGACUCGCCCUGUUACGGACAUCUCCAGCGUCCUGGAGUCCAUCGGCGGGGUGGCUCGCUGUCCCUACGACCCUCGACACAACUCUACAGCCAUGAUAACUGAGAGUGGAGAAGUCUACGCGGCCACAGUGACGGAUUUCUCCAGCCGCGACCCCAUUAUUUACCGUAGUCUGGGGAACAUGCCGCCCCUGCGGACCGCACAGUACAACUCCAAAUGGCUCAAUGAACCUCACUUUGUCUCUGCAUACGAGGCGGGCCGCUUCACGUAUCUCUUUCUGAGAGAGAACGCAGUAGAACAGGACUGUGGGAAGAUGGUCUUCUCUCGUGUGGCGCGCGUGUGUCAGAAUGACAUUGGUGGUCGUUUCCUGCUGGAAGACACAUGGACCACCUUCAUGAAGGCUCGACUCAACUGUUCCCGCUCUGGAGAUGUUCCCUUCUACUACCAUGAGCUGCAGAGCACCUUCUACCUUCCUGAGCAAGAUCUCAUCUAUGGAGUCUUCACCACCAAUGUGAACAGCAUUGCUGCGUCAGCGGUGUGUGCGUUUAACCUCAGUGCCAUCACGCAGGCCUUUAACGGACCCUUUCGUUAUCAGGAGAACCCUCGGACCAGCUGGCUUUCCACUCCCAACCCCAUCCCAAAUUUUCAGUGUGGGACAGUGAAUGAUUCGGGUCCGGGCGGUAAUCUAACAGAACGCAGUCUUCAAGACGCCCAGCGGCUCUUUCUCAUGAGCGAGGUGGUUCAGCCCAUCUCCACGGAUCCUCUGGUCACGCAAGACAACAUCCGUUUCUCCAGACUGGCUGUGGACAUUGUUCAGGGAAGAGACACGCUCUACCACGUCAUGUACAUCAGCACAGAGUAUGGCACCAUCAUCAAAGCCUUAUCCACAACUAAUAAGAGUCUGCGCGGAUGUUACUUGGAGGAGAUGAGCAUUCGCCCAGAAAACAUGCAGGAGCCAAUCCUGAACCUGCAGAUUCUGCACAGCGAUAGGUCGCUUUUCGUGGGACUUCCCAGCAGAGUGCUGAAGAUCCCUCUGGAGAGAUGCUCCAACUACAAAACCGAACAGGACUGUCUGGGUGCCAGGGAUCCGUACUGCGGCUGGGACCGGAAACAGAAGCGCUGUACGACGAUUGAGGACAGUUCCAACAUGAGCCAGUGGAGUCAAGACAUCACAAAGUGCCCUGAGCGGAACCUCACCCAGGAUGGUGGAUUUGGCCAGUGGUCACCAUGGCAGGCUUGUAACCAUGACGACGGAGGUGAAGGCACCAGCACGUGUCAGUGUCGCACUCGGGCCUGCGAUAACCCUCGCCCCCAGUGUGGAGGGAUGGAGUGUGUCGGGGCGAACAUUGAGGUGGCCAACUGCUCCAGGAACGGAGGCUGGACUCCCUGGUCAUCCUGGGCCGAGUGCAGCACCAGCUGUGGCAUUGGAUUUGAGGUCCGACAGCGGUCCUGUAACAACCCAGCACCCCGACAUGGAGGACGCGUAUGUGUGGGUCAGGCACGAGAGGAGAGAUUGUGUAACGAAAAGAAUCCAUGUCCUGUUCCGGUGUCCUGGGUCUCCUGGAGCGCUUGGUCCAAAUGUAGUGUUCCCUGCGGUGGUGGAGUCCAAUCCCGUGUUCGAACCUGCGAGAAUGGAAACACAUGUCCUGGUUGCCCUCUGGAGUAUAAGGCGUGUAACUUGGACCCGUGUGCCGAAGUGAGGCGGACCACACCGUGGACACCCUGGUACCCUGUUAAUGUGACUCAGAUGGGGGCGAGACAGGAGCAGCGGGUCAGGUACACCUGCAGGGCUCUCCUCGCCGACCCUCACGACCUGCAGCUCGGCAAACGCAAGAUAGAGACUCGCCUCUGUCCCACCAGUGACGGAGCUGCUGCCUGCGAGACUGAUGGUCUAGUUGAGGAUUUGUUGAGAAUGGGUCGACCUGUGACACGAGUGCAAGGAGCCGCCUGGUCGUCAUGGGAAACGUGGUCCGCAUGUUCCAAAGAGUGUUCCAAAGGCUUCCGCACACGCAAGCGCUCCUGCGCCACACCGGAUGGCAAGAGCACGCCGUUCGCCUGCAGCGGAGCGCCGGUCGAAUAUCAGGACUGCAACACUCAGCCGUGCCCAGUGAAGGGGGCGUGGUCAUGCUGGUCUUCCUGGUCUCAGUGUUCUACUUCCUGUGGCGGCGGUCACAACCAGCGCUCCCGUACCUGCUCUAACCCUUCCCCUGCUCAUUCUGGAGACAUCUGCAUCGGCCUGCACACAGAGGAAGCGCUCUGUAACACACACGAGUGUGAAGGUGGGUGGGGGGCGUGGUCAGAGUGGGCGGAGUGUAACGAGGAGGCGCUGCUGCUCAGGACUCGUACAUGUGAAAUAAGCUCCGCCUCUUGCCAAGGAAACUCCACAGAUCAGAGACAGUGUCGACCCAAUGAGAGCGCAGUGCUGUCAGAGGGACAGAAGAGGAGCACAAACUGUGGAGGGUUUUCUCUGUUCCAUUUGGUGCUGACUGGAGCGUGCUGUUUUCUGGGAGCCGUUUUGUUGUCCAUCCUGGUGUAUGUGUACUGCCAGAGACUCCGCAAACCCCCUCAGGAAUCCGCAGUUAUCCAUCCCAGCACCCCCAACCACCUACACUAUAAAGAGAACAGCUGUGCACCCAAGAACGACCUAUACACACCCAUGGAGUUCAAGACUCUGAAUAAGAACAACCUGCUUCCACCAGACGAAAGCUGCAACUUCUUCCCAUCAGCGUUACCGCAGACCAACGUCUACGCCACCACAUAUUACCCGUCUCCUCUGGGCAAAUAUGACUUCCCUUCCAUGGAUUCACCCUGCAGCUACAUGCACAGCUGAUGCACGGACACACAUCUCAUGCUUUCUUAGGGCUGUGUGACCACGGUUCCACUCCCUCAUCCCUCCAUGCAGAUGCAUUGGCUGAGCGCAUAAUCUGCAUCUCAAAAGAUGCAGGAAAAUGCAAAGGAGUGAUGUUCGGAUAAGAUGGGCCCAUGUAGUUUCCUUGUAGCAUUUCCUUUCCUAAAUGGCAUCUCGAACUGGAAGUCACGGGUUCAGCUGAUCACAUGCGUCGUAUUAACUACAAACUGACACUCACAAAGCAUGCACACUUCUUACAAUGCAAAGGAGCAAGAGGAAUUCUGGGAUCAAGCUCGAAACUGAAUUGUGACGUACUACUUUAUGUGCUGGCGUCAUAAUCGAAAAACUGCAAUGCAGAACUCGCUUUGAGUCGAUUAAGCAUGAAGCCUUCCAGACAGCUGUGACGUCUCACAGUAAGCCCAAACAUCUGUUUCCCUUAUUUGAUCCUUGUUUACUUCUUUUUCUGCUCCAGAACUCCAAGAACUACAAAGAUGUGAGAUACAUGGAAUCAGGAUUACCGGUAAUGCGACUGGUUAACAUCAGUGAUGUAUGGAUGAACUCAUAAAAGAGACCGUUAUCUUCAGUGUCCAAUAAAAGACCUGAGCUCAUGGAUAUAUGGCCGUCCACACACUGUUACACAUAUGGCUGUGGAUUUGUCCGUCAGACACUUUUUAAAGGGAAAGUUCACCAAAUAUGACAGUUCUGUCAUCAUUUACUCACUCUUAUGUCAUUACA